UUGAAUUUCAUAGUUUUGCAAGUCACUAUCAAUUUUGGUUUACAAUCCUUGUUAUUGAUGAUUAUGGGUAUGACGAUGUACCUUCGAAACGUGUUGUAUCACAACUCCAUAGGAAAGUCUGGUAUCUUUCAUACUUGUAAAAAGUUUCUUCCAUUUGGGGAAGGAUCAGAAUCCUUAAGAAAGGCACCCCCUGUUCCUACCUUGAAGUUUUUUCCAAUAUGGAAUGGUUCUUCUUCUUGUAGAAAUAUGGCUACUUUUGAACGAAAGAAGCCCCAUAUCAAUGUCGGUACUAUAGGUCACGUCGAUCACGGUAAAACGACUCUUACUGCGGCUAUUACCAAAGUUUUGUCAGAGUCUGGAGCGGGAGGGAAGUUUAUGGACUAUGAUCAGAUUGAUAAGGCACCGGAAGAGAAAGCGAGAGGAAUUACCAUUGCUUCUUCUGUUGUGGAAUAUGAAACUGCAAAGCGUCACUAUGCACACGUGGAUUGUCCUGGUCAUGCGGACUAUGUGAAGAAUAUGAUCACCGGAGCAGCUAUGAUGGAUGGCGCUAUUCUUGUUGUCUCUGCAGCUGACGGUCCUAUGCCACAAACUAGAGAACAUAUUUUAUUGGCACGACAAGUAGGUGUUCCUCAUAUUGUAGUCUACUUGAACAAAUGUGAUUUGGUUUCCGACCCUGAAUUGGUGGAAUUGGUAGAAAUGGAAGUGAGAGAGUUGCUAAGUUUUUAUGAUUUUAAAGGAGAGGAAGCCCCCAUUAUUAGGGGUUCUGCGUUGUUAGCUUUAAAAGGAGAAGACUCUGAUAAUCUAGGUGCCAAGUCCAUUAUCCAGUUGAUGGAUGCUGUGGAUGAGACUAUUCCUGAACCUGUUCGUGCACUAGACAAACCGUUCCUUUUAAGUAUUGAAGAAACUUUUUCCAUUCAAGGAAGAGGAACCGUAGUUACUGGAAGAGUUGAACAAGGUGUUAUUAAAGUUGGAGAUGAAGUGGAAAUUGUUGGUCUUCGUAAGGAACCUAUGAAAACGACUGUGAUUGGAGUGGAAACAUUUAAAAAGUCUUUGGAUCGUGGUCAAGCAGGUGAUAAUGUUGGUUGUUUAUUACGUGGAGUGAAGCGCGAAGAUGUGAGACGAGGUCAAAUCUUAUGCAAACCAGGUUCCAUCAAACCACAUAAAAAGUUUGAAGCCCAAAUGUAUGUUUUAAAGAAAGAAGAAGGAGGUCGCCAUACCGCAUUCUUUUCCAAGUAUCGACCUCAAUUCUUCUUUCGGACAGCUGAUGUAACAGGUACAGUUACACUUCCUACUGGAGUGGAAAUGGCUAUGCCUGGAGAUAAUCUUACGAGUGUUACUGAGUUAUUUGAGCCCGUAGCUAUGGAAGAAGGUCUUCGAUUUGCUGUGAGAGAAGGAGGGAGAACAGUAGGAGCUGGAGUUGUAUCCAAAGUUUUAGAUUAGUUGAGAAAUAUUUUGCAAAAGUUACAUCUAAAUAUGUACCAGUCGCCGGAUUAGAAUAGUUCUCAGUUACUGCGUUUCAAAUAAAAAGGACUCUGCUAGUGACUUUUUCUCAAAAGGCACAACUGAAAUACAACUACUCUUUCUUUCACUCUCAGGAAAGGUUCUUCUCACAUUUUUUUGAAGAGGCUGCACUAUACUGGUUAUUCUAUCCUUUCGUCUCGUUUGACAUCGUCCACAAGUAGCAACCAACCAUAAUCCUUUGUUUCUUUUCUUAGGAUUCUUGUUCUUUCUUCUCUUCACUUUAUACAAUCGAACACAACUAUGGCAUUUGGAUAAAAGCAAGUGACAACACUUGGAGCAGUGAAAACGUUCCAUCUUGGAACGACCCGUCACUUGAGAGAUAUCCAACAGUUGUUUGCUUUGAUACAUCAAAAAGUGAGCUACACUUGGUGAGUUGUUGGC
Galdieria sulphuraria is the source of this 1902-nucleotide messenger RNA. Its product is annotated as elongation factor EF-Tu. Gene Ontology annotation, biological process: mitochondrial translational elongation. Lineage: Eukaryota; Rhodophyta; Bangiophyceae; Galdieriales; Galdieriaceae. Bases 64 to 1440 code for a protein of 458 amino acids. The record is from RefSeq and is a predicted model, not a curated record. Gene Ontology annotation, cellular component: mitochondrion. Gene Ontology annotation, molecular function: GTPase activity; GTP binding; translation elongation factor activity. The transcript is spliced from 3 exons.